UGUUCAGGGGAGUGUCUUGUGUUAUUAAUGCUGAGUGGCUCUGUGGUUCAAGGUCGUUAGUCAUCCGCUGGUACUGCAGGAGACACCGGAGCGCUGAGCCAGAGCUCUUCAUCCAACCCUCUGGGUCCUCCCAGGCCAGCAGGAUGAAGAAGUCCAGGCAAACAUUCCUUAAUUUAUUCUGCAUCCUCUGGUUCUUGCUGCUGCUGAAGACUGCCUCUUGCUCCCCUCUACCCCGUGGAAAAGACCCACGAGCCCCUUCGCUCCCCUUUGGGCUGUACAAAGGACACACCUGUGUUGGAUGCGUGCUCGUGGUGUCUGUCAUUGAACAGCUUGCACAGUGGCACAACAGUACAGUGAAGGCAGCUGUGGAGAGGCUGUGUGACUACAUACCUGAAAAGCUGCAAGGUUUCUGUUAUGUCCUUGCUGAACUUUACGGACCACAUAUAGCUGAACUCAUAGACAGGGAAAUGAAUGCCGAUGUGGUUUGCCAUUCCUUGAGGCUGUGUAAACAGGAGCCAGGACAACCGCUUUGUCAUCUCUACUCUCCUCCAAAGGUGGGACUGAGUGCUGCAAUAAGAAAAGCAAAAAGAAUUAUGAAGACUUCCAAGGACUUGAAAACCUUCAUGGGGUUCUCAAGUGUAUGUGCAUUUCCUCUUCUGGCUAACCUAUGUGAGAAGAUUAAAUAUGUUCUAAGAAAUAAACUGCCUUUUGAAGAUUUUGAUGGAGAUAAAUUUAGCACCUUCCCAACCUUGAGGGGCUAUCACUGGCGAGGCAGAGACUGCGACGACAAAAACACAACCGUGUACCCUGGCAGGCGUCCUGAUAAUUGGGAUGCAAAAAGUGACUCUAACUGCAAUGGCAUAUGGGGUGUAGAUCCAAAAGAUGGAAUUCCCUAUGAGGAGAAGUUCUGCAAAGGUGCAGACUCCAGAGGGGUCGUGCUCCUGGGAGACUCGGCUGGCGCUCACUUCCACAUCCCUCCCGAGUGGAUGACCGUCACGCAGAUGUCAGCGAAAUCAUUUGCUAAUCUCCCCAUGGCUUUCAGUGAUGAGUUUGACUGGCCCCAGUUCUCAGAGAUCACUGGAUUUCUCAAUUCCACCAUCGGAGGGUGGACAGACUCUCUGUAUCUUCGUUUACGCAAGAGAAAUCGCUGUAAUCACAGAGACUUGCAGAACAUUUCCCAAAAUGGUGGCUCUUCAGGAAACCUCCUCUCUUUAAUAAAAAGCUUUGCCAGAAACCAGCUGUUGGACAAUCCAGCCAUAGUUAUCUACGCUACAAUUGGGAAUGAUGUCUGCAAUGGGGAACGUGACACACUGGCCCACAUGACCACACCCAAAGAAAUGCUCUCCAAUGUGGUGCAAGCUCUGCAAUACCUGGACACCCGUCUUCCAAAUGGCAGCCAUGUGAUUCUAACAGGCUUGGUGGAUGGUCGCUUCCUCUGGGAUAACCUGCAUGACAGAUACCAUCCUCUAGGACAACUGAACAAGGAUGUCACGUACAGUCAACUCUACUCUUUCCUGGACUGCCUCCAGGUGAGCCCCUGCAGCGGCUGGCUGACCCCCAAUGAGACCCUCAGGAAUCUGACCUCAGAGAGAGCGUUACAACUUUCCAAUGUUCUGAAAGAAAUAGCAAGAUCUGAGAAAUUUGCCAACUUUGAUAUUUUCUACAUGGAUUUCCCACUGAGAAAAACGGCCGAAGAGUGGCGCAAGAUGGGAGGCGAGCCCUGGCAGCUGAUCGAGCCAGUCGACGGCUUCCACCCCAGCCAGAUUGCUGCAGCCCUUGGAACAGGCAUUACCUGGCAGAAGGCGCUACACGAGUGGCCUCAAGUGCUUGGCAAGGAGAAUCCAUUCAAUGAUCAGAUUGAAGCCACAUUCAAAGAUCAAGGUGGACACUGACUUCCCAGCUGCUGGAACCCUCAUGCGAUUGAUGAUGGCACUUCCACGAGUCAAGAUGAUUAAAGACACACACAAAAAAGGGGCAGAGGAAGUUAUCAGAGCCAGUAGCAGUGGACAUAACACAAGAGCAUUCUUUUCAGUUUGUAUCUCACCUGCACAAGUAGACAAUGCUUUUUCUGUGGCGCUACAAAAAUAAAAAUCAAAGGAUAGCUGCCAGCUAGACCAUU
Molecule: messenger RNA, 2119 nt
Organism: Serinus canaria (Common canary)
Lineage: Eukaryota; Metazoa; Chordata; Aves; Passeriformes; Fringillidae
Gene: AOAH
Product: acyloxyacyl hydrolase
Exons: 22
Coding region: 144-1892 (582 amino acids)
Biological process (GO): lipopolysaccharide catabolic process; negative regulation of inflammatory response
Molecular function (GO): calcium ion binding; acyloxyacyl hydrolase activity
Source: RefSeq, a predicted model, not a curated record